AUGAUUUCGGCAAAGAUACUCUUCUAUGAGGCAUUAAGCGCAUUGCUGUCUUUGACUUCUGUUCAAGCACAGGCUGCCGACUAUCCGUUCGACAUCAACGGAGCUUUUGAGGGCGCUUCUGCCACCACGGGGGACUUUAAUUCAGGCGGCAUAAUUAGAUGCAAUGGCCACUCCAUCACUGUACCCCAGAAUCUUCAAGUCACGUUUCCCGCGGCCUUUAUCCCGUACAAGGACUUCGUCGGCAGUAGUGGUGGCUACUCCGGCUACAAUUGCGAAGUCACCGGCAACGUCAUCAAUGGGGUCCUCAUCGCUGCCCAAGUCUCCAUUGCUCAAUCGCUGCUGAACGCUGCCUCUGGCCUCGUCGAAAGCGUAAACACCGAUGGUCGAAUCAAACUGACGGACGGAACGACGAUUCGCAUCAAUGAUCCUAACGCCGUCUUCUCCGUCGGAUAUACUGCCCAGCCUUUUUUCACUGCUGACGACGCCAACCCCAGUAUCAGCUCUUUCUCUGGUUUUCCCAUGUGUGUUCCGCGCAGCGCAACCGACGCUCUUUGUCCCCAGUCCAAUAGACCGGAUAUCACUCCGGGCGUCAAACAAGGGCUUUUCAAAGCACCCGAUGCUCUUGUCAUGGCCCCUAUUGUAGCAGGUGAUUUUAUCGAAUACUCUGGUGUUCAAUCCAAUGGCGAGAUCAUCGUCUACAAUCUCGUUGUGAGCAAUGUUCAAAUAAUCACUACGGGUGUUCCGACGUACAUCCGCAUGGAGGAUGCCAAUAUUGGUGUUUGGACCGCCGACACGGCCAACCAGGAAAUCGCACAGACUCGAUUCGUCGGCUACACAUCUGACUCUGCUGCGAACGUCAACCCCAUCAAGAUCUACGCCAUUGAGUAUGACCCGUGCACCGGCCAGGCUGUCGACCGUGAGAUUGCAGGCGUGAGUGUUCCCAACACCGAGGUCCGCAACAAGUUCGAGUACCGCAUCAAGGCGACCCAGAAUGACAACUACGCCCGUGAGUACCGCGUCGUAGCCGGCACCGGCACCGUAAAGACCAAGAACGGUAUCAUGGCCGGCCAGUACGUCAUGCCUGUCUCCGAAUGGAUCCAGCCCGAGGACUCUGUUCCCGGCCGCCCUCCCAGUCCGCACGACUUCCGAAGCUACGCUUUCCUGACCAAGGGACUGGGUCGCGAUGCUGAGGGUAACCUUUGGGGCCCGCUCAAUCCCUUCCCCCAGACUGGUGCCACCGUCUACGACAACUCCAAGUGCCCUGCUGCAAGCACCCCUACGACCGGCACUGGCACUGGAACGGGCACCGGCGCCGGAACCGGCACUACCUCUGCCACGGCUGCCAGCAACUCGGCAGCGGCUGUCAAAUACAAGGAUGUCGUGACCAUGCCUACCUUCAACUGGGUGUCAUCUCAGAGUGGCACUCUCACCGUCGGUUGCCAGUCCAACAGUACCGACGAUACCUCGGUCGCGAUGAAGUUGAGCUACACCAACAAGGAUGGCACUACCACCGGCCUCACCAUGAUCUCCGCCGGCAAGGGUCUCUGGAACUUCAAUAGUAACAAGAUCAGGCAGCCGAACACUGGAACGGUCAUUUGCAAGAGUGGUCUUGGCGGCCAGGUGGCGCGCUGA
Molecule: messenger RNA, 1632 nt
Organism: Colletotrichum orchidophilum
Lineage: Eukaryota; Fungi; Ascomycota; Sordariomycetes; Glomerellales; Glomerellaceae
Exons: 4
Coding region: 1-1632 (543 amino acids)
Source: RefSeq, a predicted model, not a curated record